Molecule: messenger RNA, 480 nt
Organism: Gryllus bimaculatus (two-spotted cricket)
Lineage: Eukaryota; Metazoa; Arthropoda; Insecta; Orthoptera; Gryllidae
Source: the annotation of a GenBank genome assembly
GAUGUAUUGCUGAAAUUAUCCUGUGUGGCCUAUAAUGGGUGGAAUUCUGCUCAAGAAAUUAUAAAGACUGGUCUCAGAAAGAACGCCCCCAAACAACAUUUUUUCUUUAAUCCAUUGAAGUGUAUUGGAUAUUCUGCAUGUUUGACAGCCUGCACAACAACUUCUUCUGUUGGCACAACACCUACUUCUGCACUCAAGAGCCAGAUGUCCACCGGAGAGUAGUAAAGCAGGAGUGGGGGAAAAACAGCUCUGGGAGAGGGAGCAACCUUCCAAAUGCAUGAGGUCAAUGUGACUUGUAGAUUAAAUGCCUGGACAUCUAGUACAGUGUUCUGCUCUAAAAUUAUUUGCCUAUUUAUUAAAUGGCAAAUUAUAAUGUUAGUAUUUCUAGCUAAAGGUCUUGCAAUUCACUGUUUAUGUUCUUCUUGUGCACUGCUAUGUAUUGAAAUAUUUUCCUUUUUUGAUUUUUUAAUUUACUCAUCA